Lineus longissimus is the source of this 9993-nucleotide messenger RNA. Its product is annotated as chromodomain-helicase-DNA-binding protein 1-like. Gene Ontology annotation, biological process: nucleosome organization; regulation of transcription by RNA polymerase II. Bases 205 to 5991 code for a protein of 1928 amino acids. Gene Ontology annotation, molecular function: chromatin binding; ATP hydrolysis activity; histone binding. The transcript is spliced from 35 exons. The record is from RefSeq and is a predicted model, not a curated record. Gene Ontology annotation, cellular component: chromatin; nucleus. Lineage: Eukaryota; Metazoa; Nemertea; Pilidiophora; Heteronemertea; Lineidae.
CGGCCAUAUUUAUUGAACAUUUCUCUUUGAAGGUCUGCCACAUUUUGCCGAGGAUAGCACUUCGUUGAAGAGUAAAUAGUCAUCAUAUUCACUGCAUUGGUGGGAAUAGUGCCUUUUACUGGAAAUAAAAAGGCCGGAAAAUUGUAGGACGCAUGCGUAAUCGGCACCUGGGAAAUCGCGUUGCCGCAUUAUGCCACUUCCAGAAUGAGCAAGUUGUUCAGUGGGUUUAACACGAAUCUGUUUGGACCUCCUCCUGAGGACGAGGAAGAUGAUGAAUCGAAGAAAGGUGACCACAAGAGUGGAUCGAGUAGUUCAGACUCUGCCUCGGAUUCGGAUGGCUCUGAAUCAAGCAACUCGAGCUCUGGGUCCGGCUCUGGGUCAGGAUCGAGUUCAGACAGCAAUAGUAACAGCGGCUCAGGCAGUGGGUCCAACUCAGACAAGAAAUCCGACAGUGACGAUGGAGGUGGCGACGACCAGUCAGAUAAAUCAGACAAUGACGACCAAAAUUCAGAUUCGAUGCAAGUCGAUGAAAGGGAUUCCAGUGGAACAGACGAUGAUCACAAUAGGGGGUCGAAAAAUGGGGCGCCGAGAGUUGGCAGGAGUCGCAAAGAAAGCACAACAGAGGAUAUCAAAAAGGCAAUGGAAGAAUGCCCCGACCUUUACGGCCUUCGUCGAUCGGGGAGGGCCAGAAAAGAACCCGAGCGACUCACAGUAAAAAAAACAAAAGGGGAUGAUGAUGAUUCAGAUGAGGGUGGAAGAGGGAAAAAGCGGAAAGGGCCCGGACGAAGGUCGUGUAAAACAAAGUCCCUUGAUAGUGACCAAUCAAGUAGUGAUAGUAGUGAUGACAGCAGCAGCAGCAGUAGUAAUGAUUAUCAGCCAACAAGAGGCAGGAGUGGGGGUGGAAGAAAUCAGAGACCAAGACGAACAGCCACAAAACCCCGGGGUCGGACGUCGCGAAACAGUAACAGCAAUCAACGCAAGAGGUCCUCGGCUGCAAGUGAAGAUGAAUAUUCUGAUAGUGAUAUAGAUGUGCCAGGGAGAUCUACAUCUCGGAGAACAACAACAAAGUCUGUCAGGGGCAAGAAGAGUAACCCAAGGACGUCAAGGGCGUCACGCGUAAGAAGGAAACAAGCUGCAAAAGUUAGUUACAAGGAGCAGUCAGAUGCUGCUACAGAUUCGGAUGAAAUCAUGGAGGCUGCCCCUUCAAAAAUAACUGAAAAUGAGGGAUCAGAAACAAUUGAAAGGGUACUUGAUUUUAGAAUCGGACGAAAGGGGGCAACAGGUAGCAGAACUACUUUCUAUAACUGUGAGGACAAUGGUGAUCCGAACAUUGGUGUGGACCCUGAGACUGAGGAGACGGAACCUCAGUAUCUUAUCAAGUGGAAGAAGUGGGCUCAUAUACAUAACACUUGGGAGUCCGAGACCAGUUUAAUGGAGCAGAAAGCCAAUGGCAUGAAGAGACUGGAAGCUGCCAAGAAAAAACAUCAGGAGAUUUUGGAUUGGAAGGCGUCUGCAAUCCCUGAAGAUCUUGAAUACUACGAGUGCCAACAGGAGAUGUCAGAAGAUCUCUACAAACAGUAUAGAGUUGUUGAAAGAAUCAUAGCCUGUCAGCCGGGUACAGUGAGUGAAAAUGACUACCUGUGUAAAUGGCAAGGUUUACCCUACUCGGAGUGUGAUUUGGAAGAUGGAGAUCUUGUCAUGAGGAAGUUCAAAGACGAGGUGGAUGAAUUCCACCUGAGGAACAAGUCUCAGAAAAUACCGUCAAAAGUUUGCAGGGCCCUGAAAGUCCGUCCAAAGUUCCAGCGCCUAAAUGAUCAACCUGAAUAUGUUGGCAGUGAAACUUUGAUCCUUCGAGAUUAUCAGUUGAAUGGUUUGAAUUGGUUAGCUCAUGCUUGGUGCAAGUCAAACAGUGUAAUCCUUGCCGAUGAGAUGGGUUUGGGCAAGACCAUCCAGACAAUCGCCUUCUUGUCAUAUCUCUUCCAUCAACAUCAGGUCUAUGGACCGAGUCUACUUGUAGUCCCUCUCUCGACUGUGGUUGCCUGGCAGAGGGAGUUUGCACAGUGGGCACCGAUGUUGAAUGUUGUGGUGUAUUUAGGAGAUAUUAACAGUAGGAAUAUAAUUCGGGAAAAGGAGUGGUGUCAUCCUGGGAACAAGCGGUUAAAAUUCAAUGUGCUCAUUACAACAUAUGAAAUCCUACUCAAGGAUAAGUCUUUCUUAGGAAAUGUGUCUUGGGCUUUCCUUGGUGUGGAUGAGGCUCAUCGGUUAAAAAAUGACGACUCGUUGCUGUACAAAUCACUGAUAGACUUUGACACGAAUCAUAGAUUACUUAUAACUGGUACUCCGCUGCAGAACUCACUCAAAGAACUCUGGUCAUUGCUGCAUUUUAUAAUGCCCGAUAGGUUUCCAGAGUGGGAAGAGUUCGAGGAGAAACAUUCCUCGUCAGACAAAACUGGUUUUGCUAGUCUCCACAAAGAACUUGAACCAUUCCUUAUACGAAGAGUGAAGAAAGAUGUCGAAAAGUCACUGCCAGCAAAGGUUGAACAGAUCCUGCGGGUAGAGAUGUCCUCCAUUCAGAAGACAUACUACAAAUGGAUCUUGACGAAGAACUACCGAGCGCUGACCAAGGGUGUCAAGGGCAGCAUGACAUCGUUUGUGAAUAUUGUGAUGGAGUUGAAGAAAUGUUGUAAUCAUGCAUAUCUAGUGCGGCCGCCAACGGACGAUUCAGAGCAAGUUGAUAACUUCCAGAAUCUAAUCAAGAGCAGUGGAAAACUGAUCUUAUUGGACAAGUUACUGCUACGACUGAGAGAUACUGGUCAUCGGGUGCUCAUCUUCUCACAGAUGGUCCGAAUGUUGGAUAUCCUAGCAGAGUAUUUACAGUUCAGGCAUUUCCCUUUCCAGCGACUCGAUGGCUCUAUACGAAGUGAACAAAGAAAGCAAGCACUUGACCAUUUUAACGCAGAAGACUCGGCUGAUUUCGUUUUCCUGUUAUCAACACGAGCUGGUGGUCUCGGGAUCAACCUGGCUACAGCAGAUACAGUCAUCAUCUUCGACAGUGACUGGAACCCUCAAAAUGACCUGCAGGCUCAGGCCAGGGCCCAUAGAAUUGGCCAGAAAAAUCAAGUGAGUGUGUAUCGUCUGGUUCACAAGUCGACUGUGGAGGAAGAUAUCAUAGAACGUGCCAAAAAGAAGAUGGUCCUGGACCAUCUGGUUAUACAAAGGAUGGAUACCACCGGGAGAACAGUGCUCAAUCGAGGAGCAGUGCCAUCAAGCAAUAGUACAAAUCCAUUUAACAAAGCUGAACUGUCUUCAAUCUUAAAAUUUGGUGCUGAAGAUCUGUUCAAGGAGUCAGAAGAUGAUGACAAUGAGCCGCAGGUGGAUAUCGAUGAAAUCCUAAAGCGAGCAGAAACAAGGGAUGUCGAGGAACCUACGGGGCCUGCGAAUGACUUGCUGUCUCAGUUCAAGGUUGUAAGCUUGGACAACAUGGAAGAUGAGGAGAUUGAAGAUAUUGCGUCUGUCCACGGGCGUGAUUGGGAUGAUAUCAUCCCCGAGAAGGAUCGUAAGAAAGUAGAGGAUGAUGAGCGACAGAAGGAGCUCCUACAGUUACAUUUACCACCACGGCAAAGGAAGAAGAUUCAACCACAAUUGACGUUUGACUCAGACCAGGAGACGAAAUCAAGGGGUCGGAAGAAACAGGAUGAUUUGAGUUCAGAUUCGGAUUCGGAUUCAUCUAUGGACGGAAAACCUCGGAAACGUGGUCGGCCGCGGACAGUCACAAAAGAUAUGAUCAAGGGAUUCAGUGACCAAGAAGUGCGGCGGUUCAUAAAAAGUUUUAAGAAAUUUGGUGCUCCACUUGAGAGGCUUGAUGCAAUAGCAUGUGAUGCAGAGCUACAAGAGAAGUCUCAAGUUGAUUUGAAGAGGUUGGGUGAGAAAAUCUGGCAGGAUUGUGAGACGGCCAUGCAGGAGUAUAACGCAAAGUUAGAAGAAGAUCCCACAUUUGACUCUCAAAAGAAGUCUCACCGAGGUCCCACUGUCACAUUGAGUAAAGUGAAAAUCAAUGCUAAGUCUGUGAUACAAGCAGUUCAUGAUUUGGAGACGCUACAGAAAGUUAUUCCGGGGAAAAGGGACGAGAGAAAAGAGUGGAAAAUGACUGCCAGAACGAAAGCUGUGCAUUGGGACUGUAAUUGGGAGGUGGAGGAUGAUAGCCAUCUUCUCAAAGGCAUUUAUGAAUAUGGAAUGGGAAGCUGGGAAUCCAUCAAAAUGGACCCCAAUUCAGAUCUUCAUGACAAAAUUUUACCGGAUGGCGAUUUGAAACCACAGGCCAAGCAUUUGCAAUCACGGGCCGAUUACUUGCUCAAGGUGCUAAAAAAGCAAGUUGAUCAGCAAAAUAGUGGCGAGGUCCCUAAGCCAAGAAAGCAGCGAAAACCAAAAAUGAAGAAGGAAAUCGAUGAAAAGAAAGAAAACAUCCAUGUGGCGAUGGGAUCAGACACGUCAGAUGAGGGAGUGAUCGAUAAAACGCCAGCUGUCUCCAAAAAAAAGAAAAAGAGAUUAAAGAAAGAGAAUUCCAGUGAAUCAAAGAAUAAUAAGGUGAAGUCCGAAGUUAAUGAUAAGGAGGACAAACCUGACAAGACCAAUAGUGAAAAGAAGAAAAAGAAGGAGAAGAAAGUUGAUACAUCUGGACCAAUGCAUUUCACUGCCAAUGCUGAACCCGUUGCCAUUUCCCUCGAAUCCUCCAAUUUCGAUGCUGAGCUGGAGCCUGGGAUAUUUGAAGAGUGUAAAGAAAAGAUGCGGCCGGUGAAAAAGGCCCUGAAACAGCUCGAUAAUCCCGAAGAAGGUUUGAAUGAUAAGGAACAACUGGAUCACACGAGGAGGUGCCUACUCAAGAUUGGUGACAGAAUCUCAGAAUGCCUUGCCGAGUUCACAGAUCUAGAGAAGAUUAAGGAGUGGAGAAGUUUUCUAUGGGUAUUUGUAUCCAAGUUUACCGAAUUUGAUGCCAAGAAGUUAUUCAAGUUAUACAAACAUGCGGUGAAGAAACGAGAUGACCAAAAGCAGGAGGAGACCCGGAAAUCUUACAUCAAGGCAAAUGCUCACAAAAAGCAUGAUUCGCAUAGCGGCUCGUAUGGUGAACACAAAUCAAAAGACAAAGCCCUACAACAGAGAUCUCACACCAACCCUGAUCGCAAUGACAGAAAUCGUGAAGGGCAGCCAAACGGUCCAAACAAAUAUGGGAGUCAGUCGUCCAGAAAUGGGCUGGGAGGUCCAAGGGAGGCUAACCGUGAUGGUUCUACUGGCCCCACGCCAGCAGACAGGUGGUACCAAGCUAGUCCCUUAACAAAGGCUGAAGACAUACGCCGCAACCGGUAUGGUGAGAGUAGCUCUAGUCUGUACAGUCGGCCUCCCAACCACGAACCCCAUCGUGCUUCAGGUUAUCAGUACCACAGCAACGAUUCUUAUUCAAGGUACAAUGACCAGAAUCAGAAGCGGGAAUCUGGCCACCACUUUCAUCGUGAUCGUGAACACCGUGAUGGUGCUGGUCGCGGUGAACACCGCGAUGGUACUGGUCGCGGUGAACACCGUGAUGGUACUGGUCGCGGUGAACACCGUGACAGUGCGGUACGUAGUGAACACCGCGAUAGUACUGGUCGCAGUGAACACCGCGACAGCGCUGGUCCAACAACUGCUGGUACUGGGUAUGGCUUCCAUCGCCAUGAUCGACAAGACCCACGGCAAGAUCGUAGAGAAGAUAGAGAUCACCGGCCAGAACAUCAUCGAGAACGUGGUGACUACCAUAGGGAGACACGAGAAUUUAGGCCGGAACAUAAUAUGCACAACAGACCAUCAGGAGAUGAUAGGUUUCCCCAAUCACAUUUGGAUAGAAAACGUAAACCAGAGGACUUCCAAGACCGAGCUGAGCGACAACGACUGCCAAAAGAAGCCAAAGUUGGCACAGACUAUAAUAAUAGCCGUGAUGUUGAUAUGCGCUCAAAACACUGACACCAGUUGUCCUGUCGACUGUGAAGUAUUCAUAAUUAGGUCAGCAGUGGUGCUGAUUUGACCAUACAUCUUGGAAUGUCCUCCGGCUUGAAUGUCAGGCCUGUUCUGGCCGUGGUUCAGUGCUGUUGGGCUCGUGGAAUAUGGCUGCCUGCGUCCUGCUUUAGCCUGGAGUUUCGCAGGAAUGUCCAGAUUUAGAGUUGCAGCGGGCAGUAACCGUCAGUCAUAGGAGUUUCCUGGAGAUGAUCAAUUUACAAGGGCUUGGAAUUGGUUGGUGAUUGGUUCUCAAGUUGAGGAUUCUGCCUGUGUGAAAUGUUAAAGUUCAGAGUUCCGAGUCAGUUUGAUAUUAACAUGUGAACAUCACUAAGACAUGUUCUAUCUGAUGAUGUGAAGAGUUGUGGAUGAAUAGUGCUAAGAGUUAUGAUUCAUUCCAUACUCUGCAGUUGUUGGUAUCCAGAGAUGGCCAGUAUUGAGGGCUGAAUAUGAAAGAGAAAUUGUGGAGCCUGAGAUUAGUGACAGCAGAAGAUCAUUAACUUAAAGACUCGGUGAAACUAUGUUGACUGGAAGUCUAAAGCUAUCAAAUGUUGUGUGAUCGGUGUACCAUGCUGCCAAGGUACCAUGAGUGUUCGUAACUUGGAUCACAAAGUCAGAAGUUUGGAUGAGAACUUGCUUGUAUGUUAGAGUGUGUCUCGUAAUAAACAUCGAAACAUUAUGAGAGUGUGCUAUGAUUAUCAUAGCAGAAUGUGAAAUACUUCAUUAUGAAGAGAACUAAGGGAUUAAACUGCUGAAGAUGAUCUAGAGAAACGAAAUUCUGGACACCGAGUUGAAUAUAUUACAUUGAUUGACUUGUCGAUUCCGCUUCAUAGGUUAAGGCAAUUUGCAAUCAUAUAGGGUGUGUACUGUUGGAGACUAAAGGUGCCAACCUUGUGGUACUGAGCAGUAUUUAGGAGGUGUGUGUGAUGGUGGCGAGUUCCAUCAUGUUCUUGAGACAAGAUGUAAAUAUUCACACUCGAGUAUGUAUAUUUUGUAAUAGAGCCAAGCUUUGCUUUCAGGUUUAACUUUGACUCCCACAUCGGAGAAGAUGCUCUUUGAAGGCAUCUUUGAUGUUUCAUCCUUGGUCUGUGAGGUGAAUCAGUGUGUCAAAGGAACUUCUUGCCUCUGAACUACAUGUACAUGUACCUCUGAUGUCUCGCUGGUGUUAAGGCUUUCUCAAACUUGUGCUGUUUCUGCUGACAUUUCCAUUCAGUCCAGAGGUAAAAUUGUAUUAGCACAAUACCAAAAAUGUCACAGUUACACUAUAGUUUGACGUUGUGUACCUAUGAAUUGUGCUACUCUGGUAAACAGCUCGAGUAGUUCAAAGACUAAAUACAUGUUCUAGUGUGCGAUGACUUGCUUUUUGAUUGCUCAUGAAAUUGAGUAUGGUGUCCUGAUAUUUUUCUAAAUCCAUCUAUCAUUCCCAAAUGUGCAAUUUUUGAAUGAAUGCAUUUUCACAUGUAAAAGUCGUUGAAUAUCCUUUUACCAUGCAAAUCAUUUGACCUUCUAGACGAGGCUUGAACUGAUAUUGAAAACAUGUAUUUGGUUUCUUGCAUAGUCAUUCAUGGUGUGAAAAUGAUGAAUUCUUAAGUCGCCCUUGUUUCAAUUUGAGUACAUAUCAGAAUUUUCAUGCAUAAACCAUGCACAGGUUUAGUCGUAACUGUUGUAGAACAACAUUCAUUGUUUUAUCAGUUCAUUUUCUGUGUCCACAGAAUUAUUUUUGUAACUUAAACUUCAGACUGGCUGGUUCAAUUCCGUUGACCCGGUAAAAAGCGACUUGGCCACAAUUGAAUUUAACUUCUUUCACUUGAGAGCUGUAACAUUGAGUAAUUAUUUAGAAAAGUUGUGCUAGUGAUUUAUGGACGUUUCAAGAGAUAAUAUUACAGUAUUUACAAUCUAGUUACGUGCUACUGAAUUAUUAUUUACAACCCAAAAAUAGUUGCCGAUUAAGUCGUAUUUGUGUCGUAAUUCUGUGAUUCGGAAGUAAAAUCUUUUUUAUGAACCUGCUCUGGUCUUUGUUAUGCUGCACAGAAAUGGAAUAUUCAGAAGGUUCAUUUUUUUAUGAAAAGGGUAUUUUGUCUCAUUAAUUUGUCAUAUUUCUUGCAUGAAAUUCAAAUGUCAUUGUCCUCACCUUACAUUCUUCAUCUCUUCCCAUUUGUGCCGCAUUUAUACAGGCUAAGCUUUAAACCGUCUCACUUGGUGUCCGUCUCAUUUCCCUAAGAAGAACAUCUAUGAAAUCAAUUCUAAUAUGUGACUCGCUCUACCAAAACUAGGCGCUUGUCGCAUCUGAACUCGACAGGUUGAUACAGACUUGUUGUUCAUUUCCCUAUUGUAGACCUUUUGUGAAAUCUAUUACAAACUGAUUUGGUCAGAUUUCACAAAAGGUCUACAAUAGGGAAAUGAACAACAAGUCCGUAUCAACCUGUCAAGUUCAGAUGCGACAAGCGCCUAGUUUUGGUAGAGCGGGUCACAUAUUUUCAAAGAGCUUUACCGAUAUUCUACAAUCUAAGCUUAGAGGCAGUACCAGUAAGCUUGAUCUAAAUUAAUGUGUGAUCGCUGAGAGAAUUAGAUUAUCACAAAAAAGGCGUGUCAGGCAGUUUAUGUUUUAAGACAUUUCUCUGUAUGUGAUGAUGUGUACAUAUUCUACAUUGUAGCUGGUUCAGUUGCUUCCAAUGUAUUUCAUUUUUAUAUCGGUUGUAAAGCCCCAGCGACAUGGGGAGUUUUGUAAGGAAUCCUGCUUUUGAAAUGGGUUAACAUUUCAGGCAAGAAAUGGUUGUAAUUCAAUUCAAUUUUUACGAUAAUCAUAAAUGAGGCUCUUUAAAAAAGGUAUCUAAAUCAUGUUGUGUAAUUGGAUGUACAGAACCAUAUUGAUCUCUCUGUUCUCUUGCUGUCCACCUGGGACGGUUAUCGCGGGUGCUGUAGUGUGUCAUCUCAAUAGAACUCAUCAUGGGUUGUUGUGUAUGAGAGUUUGAUAGCUAUGUGUUGGUGCAUUGAGGUAUCAGAUGAUGUGGAUCCAAGAGGCAGCUCCCCCAGCCCAGCCCCCCCCCCCUUUUCCACGAUAUCUUAACAUUUUAAAAAGAAUUUGACCAUGAAAUUUCAUUAAGGGCCAGGUGCUCUCCCUCAGUCAAAUGCGUUCUGACUUGUGACUAAUCAAGGCAGUGAUAAACUGGAGUGAAAAGAAAUUUGGAAAAACAGUGACUUCGUCUUUGUAUUGCAAUGACACUCUACCCCCCCCCCCUUCGAGAUCAUCACAAAUGUCAUAACCAUAUUUGUACAUUCAUGUAUUUUUGUGAUAUUUUUUCCUUUGUCGUCAAGCGCUGUCCAGUGGAAUAUUGGUGAUAAAUUUAAAUGGGAUUUAAACAAAAUAUCCUGACUGUACAGGACCUGUGCAUUACCUAACAUUUCUUCUUUGAUUCAGUGUUGCUACUGGAAUAUUCAACCCUUGAUGCAAAGAAGGAUAGACAGGCGGCAUGUCAUCAGCAUGUUUUUCCUUAAAGCUGGGCACUUUUUUGCAUCAUCAUCUCAAGUCAAUGUAGAAAUGAAAUCCCUAUACAAGGUAGCUCUAUGAAAAUGUCACAAAAGUAAGAAAUUUGACAUUUUUAUGGUGCCACCCUGUAGGUAUUGCACAGUGUGGGUACUGUUGGUUUACCUUAAUCUUGAUAACGGGACAAAUUCAUGGGAGUGUUGAGCUGAAAAGGUGUUUCUGUGUCCUUGUGUUGAAUGCCGAGAGAAUGUGAGGUACCGGCCUCAACACAUGACUUGUUUGUACACCAUCCGUAAACUGCCAGCUGAAACCCUUUCAUGAAUAUUGCCUUAGUAACUCCACAUUUGAAGUUCCCUUGGUCUCUGUCUACUGAUGUGGACCAUACCACUUCCUGGGCACCAUUUUUACUCUACAGCAGUCUCUGUAGUAUGAUGAUGAGUCUCAUUAGGAAUGAAUUGUACAUACAUGAAAAUAAUAAAACAAACACA